AUGGAAGAAUUUCUAAUUACACCAACUGCUUGGUAUUACAUGAAGAAUCUUGGAGAGACAAAUACAUUUCUUGGUUUCACCCUAGCUGCUUAUUCAGCAGGGACGUUGGUGUUCUCACCAUUUAUCGGAUUUCUGGCAGUUAAAUAUGAAGCAUCAAAGUCUCUCGUUGUCAUGUGUGGGUUAGUGAAGUUAUUUGGUAAUGUUCUGUACUCGAUACCCGUCAAUGGAUAUUUUCCUUUGUUUGGGAGAUUUAUAUGUGGUAUAGGUGAAGGAACAACGGGAGUGCUGUAUGGAGCCGUGACAAAGUGUACUACCAACGAAAAUCGUGCAAAAACAUUUCUAUAUUUCGAAGGUCUCUACUCUAUUGGCGAAGUAUGUGGUCCAGCAAUUGGAAGUCUUCUCAUAUUCAACUUCAAUAUAUUAGGUGAGUAUAUAGUAUAUAUAGUUAAAAAAAUUCAUUAAUAAUUCACGAGGAAAAUACAAAAGAAAUGAGUGUUUAAUCAAUGUUUGUAAAUCGGAUAAAGAUUUGUCCUGAUUUACAUAAAGUUCAGCUUUGAUUUUCUCGGCUUAGACAAUGUUUAUUUUUAAAAUUACUUCACCAACGAACUCAUAAGAUCGAUGGGUCAUUUUUUAAGUUCGAUAAAACUUUCGCAUCCGAUCUGUAUCUGACAUACAAACUCUCGCCUUCGGCUCGAGUUUGUAUAUCAGAUACAGGUCGGCUGCUCAUGUUUUAUCUAGUACGUAUUUAGCAAGUACACAUGUUAAACGGGAGAGAUUCCUUUUCUAUAUAAUGGGGGCAAUAUUUCCAGCGUUUAGGUAAGAUAUCAGCGAUUAGGUAUCAACAAAUCAAUGUCACACGUACAUGUACACUAAAAUCUUCCUUGUUGGCUACCUGUAGAUUAUCAAUAAUCUUUAACAAUUAUACCAUGAGCUCGAGUCGCAUAUGAGCUGACAGCCGAUGAGGUGCGUAGCACUGAGGCGGCUAUUGGACAUAUACGACGAGAGCGCGCGAGUGGUACAAUUGUUUUAAAAUAUGGUCUAGUAUAUAAUAGCCAUUAACAGCAGCAACAAUAUAUUGUUCUCUGUUGCAGAGUUUGCCAGUUAUUUCGGCUAAAAUCCGCCUCGUUAGUUUGGCCUGAAAAUUUAACAUGUUGUUUUUGUAACUGGAGGUGAAAUUAUAAAGAAAUGGUUCUAGAACUGGUAUUUAUCACAGAAAAGCUUUUUCGCUGUUGUUUCGGUAUUAAUUCUUCAGUUAAAAAACUGGUUUUAAAAUCCGUUUCUACACAAUAAAUGUACUUUGCUAAUCUGUCAAAAUCGUUUGAGAGCUUUUUCGUGUACUUUUAUCUUUCUCUAAGCCAAUAUUUCUCUUUUUUUCUGCUUCGCAAAACUCUUGUAGCUUUUGUGAUGCUAUUUGUUUUUCGCUACUCGCCGCGGUAUAUUAUUAUUAUAUUAUAAUAGCCUACUAAAAAUACAUUCAUGCAGCAACCCCUCGCCGAUAUUUCCAAACAUAUUGAUUUAACGUGAAGUAUUGGUAAUUGAUCAAACUGCCGCAGGCUCUGGUUACGUCAGUGUUUCCAUGGCAUCACGAUAAUUUUAUAUUUUUAUAUUUUUAAAUUUUUAUUAUACUUUUGACUUGUACAACACGCCAAAAACAGUUGAAACAUUAUUGCUUUUAACUAUAUAACGAUGAAUUUCCGAAAUAUCUACUGUAGGUGUAUGUUGUUCUGGAUUCUGUGAGCUUUGAUUUAAUGUAAAACCUAACCUAAAUCGCUUCGUAAAAUGUUUUGAAAUGUUAAUUUUAAUUUUAAUAUAAACUAAACUGCUUUUGCCGAUAUUAAAUCUGUUUUUACAUCACACUGUUGAGUAAUUUUAGUUAGGUCUUUUAGUUAGGUCUGUAAUUUCUUUGCACUCCUUUACAUUUUACCUUUUUUUCUUAAAUGAAACACGGCAAUUUAGGAAACUUACGCAAUAAAUUAUAUAAAGCAACAAAAUUCAUAAAUAUUAAAAAUUCAAAGCAAAUUUGCCCUAUAUUUCACGAUUUCCCAUAGUAGGCUAAAUCGAUUCUUCUCAUUUCUUCAGACAAAAAUUGCCGCAAAGCUCAUUGCGUGAAACAUGAUUUUCCAAAUAUAUGCUUUUGAAAAUUGAAAUCUUGCUUAACCCACUCCUGGCAAACAACCAUAUUUUUGAGAUCAGUGAGGAGGUCCACCCCUGAAACAUAGUCACGCGCUGCGAUCAUUGAUGAACUUUAGACUUCGCUAAUGCUUUCCUUUCGCCGGGCGUGAAUAGCCAGGCGGAAUUAGUACCCUCGCCCGGGCUAACGCGCGGAACGGCGCCGUUGGCUCGGGAAUGAGUCGAUGAGUUAUGAGUUAUAAUAGGCCAUGUCCUGACAUUUCGCUCCAAUUUUGUCGCUGUUCAAUCUACUAGUUUUAAAAUACCUAAGAUAUUCUCUUGGUCUAUUUGUUUCUAAAGUUUCCCCGGUAGUACAGCUAUGAGUGUUUAUUAACUUAUGUGGCUGUAUUGUAUCUUGAUAUGGACAAUUCAGACUGUCUUCUGAUAUAGGAUGGGUUAUAUUUUCAAAAGUAUUACAAAAUGUUAGUUACAUAUAACUUUGUGCUUUACUUUUAUUAGGUUGGAAAGUUAACGCAGGGAAUUCGCCGGGGGUAAUUUUGGCAAUCAUUUGGUUAUUAUUGCUUAUUCUGACAAUGUUCCUACCAAGUGAUCUCGCGGAAGGGUAUGAAGCCGAAAACCAACCAAGUAUUGGCAAUAUUGAUAGCGAUCGUGAAAUUAAUGAAUCUAAAUCGGAAGAAACUAUUGCUGGCUGUCCACACUCGGUUGUCUUUUGUUUGUAUUUCCUUAUUUUCCUAAUGAUGUUUCUAACUACCACCUCUUCCACUUAUAUUCCGCUAUUGGCAAAGUACCAUCUAGGAUUGGACCUAAGUUACGUGAAAUUACUUUACCUCAAUUGCUCAUUAUUUGCUUUCGUUUUUUUCGUCGCUACUUACCUUUUGGUGGAAAGAAUUUCCGAAAAGAAUUUUAUUGUCUUCGGUGCUGUUUCACUAAUAUUCCAAAUUUUACCAAUAUUUUAUUUCGCUCUGUUCUGGGACAAUGAUAUGUCAGUGAAUGCAGCUUAUCUUUUGCUUGUUUCACUGUUAUUUAUUGGUGCCCAGUUCGUAAAUUUUGCUCUGAUCUCUUCAUUGUUAUCAAAACAAACACCAGCUGAGGAUGCCUCAUGUUAUCAAAGUCUUACAUUUACCGUAGCUCAUACCAGCAUUAUGCUUGGUCGUAUAUUAGCUGGUGCUUCGUUUCACAGAAUACCAAUGAUGUACACAUGUCUUUGUCUUUCCAUCUGUUGGUUAUUUGGACUUAUAUGGUUGGGUAUUGAAUAUAAGAACUUGGAAAAAGAUGAGAACUAGAUUGAGUCCAGAAACUCUGUGAAGGAUUCCUCUGUUGGUGGCAGGAUGGAGGAAAUGGGACCUAAGUGUAAGAAAUAGGUAGUGGACAUGACUGUAGAACCGAACUGUACAACCUAACUGUGAGACCUAGGCGGUGAGAUAUUUCAAAUUUGUUGGGGUUCUUUAUAUUCUAGGAAACCACCUUGGUCCAUAAUAUUUUCGUAUUUUAAGCCUUUGGGGCUUGAUUUCCUGCAUUUUCAGACA
Messenger RNA from Paramuricea clavata, 3656 nucleotides. The record is from the annotation of a GenBank genome assembly. NCBI's taxonomy places the organism in Eukaryota, Metazoa, Cnidaria, Anthozoa, Malacalcyonacea, Plexauridae.